ACUUCGACCUAAAGAAACAAACCGCGCACGCUCAGACAUCUAGACACCGUACUCUGCUCCUCUCCCUAACCAAAACCCCAGAAACAGAGCAUUAAAGACUGUGUUUCCUUCCUGGGUCUAAACCAUAAACCCAAAGGUCACCCCUUUUUUCAGUUUUCUCUUUUGGACAAGAAAAGAAGAGAACCCCUUUCAAUCCAUUUCUGUUUUCGAUCAAUCCUGUUCCAUUUCCUGAAUCCAUCGGCUGAAACAGAGUGACAAAGAAAAUGGUGGCAGCAAAGUCAACGUAUGAACAGAUGCGUAAAAGGAGAUUGGAGGAGAACAAGAAGAGGAUGGAAGAACUCAAUCUCAAGAACCUCUCUCAGGCUUUGAAGAAUACUAGCCCCAAGCCAUCUCCCGUGAGUAUGAAGCAGAUGAAGCCCCGAACGCCUCGACAACGAGUGGACUUAACAGCAGUGAGAAGGUCUAGCCGUGUUGCAGACAAGCCCAAACCGAACUACAAAGACAUCCCUCUUGAACCUUUGGAGAGACCCAGAAGGGGCCACUCGCGGAGAAACCUGUGGGAUCGAGUUUAUGCUUCAGAUGAAGAAAGAGCCUAUGCAAUUGAAAGAGCAGAACAUCUUCAAUCUACUUUAGAAUCUGAUUAUCCAAGUUUUGUGAAGCCCAUGCUCCAAUCACAUGUAACUGGGGGAUUUUGGCUAGGUCUGCCAGUCCAAUUUUGCAAGAAGCACUUGCCUGAUCAAGACGAAAUGAUUACUUUGGUGGAUGAGAAAGGAGAGGAGUUUCCAACCAAAUACCUUGCUGAAAAAACGGGUCUUAGCGGUGGAUGGAGAGGGUUUUCACUUGAUCACAAUCUGGUUGAUGGGGACGCUUUAGUAUUCCAGCUUGUCACCCCUACAGAAUUUAAGGUGUAUAUUAUCAGGGCGUACGAGUCAGAAGACAAUGAAGAUGGUGAACCUGGAGAAGAAGAUGACAAGGAGCCAGACGUCCAAGUUUUGGACAGAAGUGCAAAACGAAUCCGAGCAAGGAAGUAAAAGACAUUUUACAGCCGACACCCCAUGUAUCGCUGCAGAGAUGCGAUGGGGGCAGAACUUAUAACAUAAAGUUUGAAAGCACACAAACAUUCAGCUGAUGACUUGCAAGGAAAUUCGCCAGCUUCUUGAGGCCUUUUGGAUCUUUAAAGUGAUCAAACGUAAGGUAGUUACUCAGAGAUUACUAACCCAGAAAAGGUGGGAAAA
Molecule: messenger RNA, 1235 nt
Organism: Theobroma umbraticum
Lineage: Eukaryota; Viridiplantae; Streptophyta; Magnoliopsida; Malvales; Malvaceae
Product: B3 domain-containing protein At3g19184-like
Molecular function (GO): DNA binding
Source: RefSeq, a predicted model, not a curated record